Messenger RNA from Macrosteles quadrilineatus (aster leafhopper), 1016 nucleotides. Its product is annotated as alpha-ketoglutarate-dependent dioxygenase alkB homolog 4. Gene Ontology annotation, biological process: oxidative demethylation. The record is from RefSeq and is a predicted model, not a curated record. Gene Ontology annotation, molecular function: demethylase activity; oxidoreductase activity. Bases 135 to 992 code for a protein of 285 amino acids. The transcript has 3 exons. Lineage: Eukaryota; Metazoa; Arthropoda; Insecta; Hemiptera; Cicadellidae.
CGUGCUGCUGUCCCUUCAGCAAUAAAGAAAGAACUCCUCUUAAAAGUAAAAGACGAAUUGAUGAGAGCUGCAGGUAUUGACAUUGAAAUUAAUUCCGAAAACUCAACAAGGGAUUAAAUAGAAGAUUUUUUAACAUGGAGACGGACCGAUCUAAUUUCUGCGGCUGUAAAGGUAUAAGAACGUGCCUGAAAUGUGAGGAACAUUUUAAAAUACAGAAACCAUCAUUAGAAUUUUCUCAGAAUUGUUACACUUACUGUCCUGAAUGCAAUAUGGCUUUUCGAGAAACUGAGCUACAUCAUCCUGACCACUCCACUGACUUUAUCAAUUUCCCUGGAGUAUUUAUUGAGCAAGAGUUUAUAUCUGAAAAAGAAGAGCAAUCGUUAAUCGAAGCCCUUGAUUCUUUACCAUGGGAUCCUUCUCAAAGUGGAAGGAGAAAGCAGAAUUUCGGACCCAAAUGCAAUUUCAAGAAACGGCAUUUGCAGAUUGGUAGCUUUUCUGGAUUUCCUGUGACAACAAAAUUUAUACAGGAUAAGUUCUCUGGAGUUGAUAUUAUAAAAGACUACCAAACAAUAGAACAGUGCUCGUUGGAGUAUGAUCCAAGAAAUGGGGCUUCAAUCGAUCCUCAUAUCGACGAUUGCUGGAUUUGGGGAGAAAGAAUCAUCACUGUGAAUCUUUUAUCAGACUCUGUUUUGACUCUUGUUCCUUACCAAGGUGAUCCCAAGCGGUACAACCUAGACUUGGCCCCAGUAGAGUAUAGGAACUGUUUGAAAAGUGAUAUAAAUGUGACUGUAAGGGUGCCUAUGCCUCGUAGGUCUCUCCUAGUGUUGUAUGGAGAAGCCAGAUAUUGCUGGGAACACAUGGUUUUAAGGGAAGACAUCAAGGAACGGAGAGUGUGUUUAGCUUACAGGGAAUUCACUUCUCCUUAUCUUCCUGGUGGAGACAAUCAUUUUAAGAGUAACGAAGUGUUUGAAAAAGCAAAGAUGUUUUGGUAAUUAUAUGCUUUCCUUAACAUACAA